Plasmodium vivax (malaria parasite P. vivax) is the source of this 1238-nucleotide messenger RNA. RefSeq lists its product as hypothetical. The coding region runs from base 326 to 556 and encodes 76 amino acids. The transcript has 3 exons. NCBI's taxonomy places the organism in Eukaryota, Apicomplexa, Aconoidasida, Haemosporida, Plasmodiidae. The record is from RefSeq and is a predicted model, not a curated record.
CCUGGAGUGAAUUCGUCGGCGUGUGAUCACUGUAAAGGAGUGAUUCUUCCGAGCAUUUCGAUUAAAAAACAAAAAACAAAAAACAAAAAACAAAAAACAAAAAACAAAAAACCCUUUUUGUGUCCUCCCAGUGUACAUACAUACUGACGUACGAACGCAUGUACGUGCCCAUCCGUGCACGGAGAAUUCGCCGCGCUGAGCACACGGGAGUGAGGCUUGUCCGUUCGCCCCUCCACCUAGUAUCGCCAAGUUCCACGCGAAAGAGUAAAUAAAAAAAUAUAUCGUUAUCUCUCCAAACCUGUACAACACAAAACAACCUCACAAAAUGGGAAAAUACAAUUUAAUAUUCAAAAAGAACUGGUUUGCAAGGAGCAUUUUUGGGACCGUCGGCGUUAUCGUUGUUCUGGAUCAGCUAGCUAAAUAUCAGUACAACAUCCCGGAGAUUAGAGAUCCCAACCUAACCAUGUGGCCGUGGUGGCUUGAAAAAGUCGCCGCGAAGAGGCUAGAGAUGGACCAAGGUGACUACGCAACGGAUAAGGCGGGAAAAAACGCAUAACGAAGGGGCUACACGAAAUAAUACAAGAUGGUUGUCUGAGGAACUCAGCAGGUGGUUCCCAAUUGGGGGGGUCCAUUUGGUGUCUACUUAUUUGUUUUUUUUUUAUAAUUAUAUUUAUUUUUAUAUUUAUUUAUUUUUUUUUUUCCAUGCACUGAUCGCUGCGCACGGAAGAUUCGCCUCCGCGGCGACAACGUCCUUUCAAAGCGUUCACGUGUAGAGUAAUCCUGUCGGUGGGCGCACGCGCGGAAGACGGACACACAUAGGAGUGUGUGCCCCCCGCUAACCGAAGUGCGAAGGCAAGAACUUGCGGGCGCGCAUAAUGUUGGGGUUAUAAUCAACCGGGGAGUCGCGUAUCCGCAGGACAUAGCUGGGCAUUUGGAACUUGAACUUCUUGAUGUCAUCCCGUGAAACGUAUUUUAUUUUCAUUUUUUCAUUGCACUUUUUAAUGGACAAAUUUUUUUUACUCGCAUUUCGACCUGACUGUAACCUCUCCCAUCCAAAUCUGGUUAAGCGAAAUCGUAACGCAACUUUGGAGUGGUUUUUAUAUUUUAAUUUUUUUUUUCUUAAUUGGGAUACUCUGUGUCUGAAUCGAAUCAAAGUCCAGUUGAUAUUUUCCCUCGGAUUGUAAAAUCGCUUCGUCUGCUUGAUUGCGUCUAUUUGUGUGCAGGCCAUGUUGCUCAUU